CGCACAAAACAGAAGAGCCCACGCCGCUCCCUCGUCUCCCCGAGGCCCAAAUUCGUUCCUCCCCAACCCAAUCCAGCCGCCGCCGGCGGCGCCUCCUCUCCCCCACCCACCGGUGACCUCCAUCCCUCCCUCCUCAGCUCUCCCUCUGUUCCAACCAUGGAUGGGGAUGGGGCCCUAGCGCAUAUCUUCCCCAGUUCCACCCACCCCAUGGAUGGGAUGGGGAUGGGGAUGGGGCGCAUCGAUCUGUUCCGGCGACGACGGCGCCGGAUCCGCACCCAACUACGGCGCGUGCUGCACCAGGAACACGAGCCAGUGACCCUUCUCUCUGCGGGGCGUGGCAGAUGGGGGAGUUCGCCCCUUGACGACGGCGAGGUAGGAGACCUUGGACUCCCCAGCCGACGGCGAGAUCCGAUCUGCUCUAUCUGCGCCAACAUCCAUGACCACGGGAACGGCAAGGAGACAACCGCUGCUGCACAAGAUGGGGUGGAAGGCGGACCGGCCCAAGGAAAAAACCUGGAGUUCAUCAGGCUGGCUGAAGUUGUGAGGCUGGGAGGCUGAUGGUGCUGCUACUGGCUGAUCCUUCUUUCAGUUUUUGUUCGUCAUUUAUCAAGCCGUUGGACCAGGGCUACUUCCCUAUGUGCUGUUAAUGUAUUAAGUAGUUCCUUCGAAUUUGUAGUAUUAGUUAGUUUGAAUGUGGAAGUACCUUAAUUUUUGGAACGAAAUUUUGCUAUGUAGGACCAAGGGUUUCAUACCUUAAUCUUUGGAUAAUUAAUUAUGUGAACUGUUAGA
This is a messenger RNA of Triticum dicoccoides, 789 nucleotides long. RefSeq lists its product as uncharacterized. NCBI's taxonomy places the organism in Eukaryota, Viridiplantae, Streptophyta, Magnoliopsida, Poales, Poaceae. The transcript is spliced from 3 exons. The record is from RefSeq and is a predicted model, not a curated record. Bases 157 to 558 code for a protein of 133 amino acids.